AUGAAGGCAGAGGAGGAGGAGCUGCUGGAUGCAGAGGAGGAGGUGAUGAAGGCAGAGGAGGAGCUGGGAGCACAGGAAGAGCUGGAAGCAGAGGAGGAGAUGAAGGUAGAGGAGGAGGAGGAGGAGAUGAAGGCAGAUGAGGAGGAGAUAACGGCAGAGGAGGAGAAGGUGAAGGCUGAAGAGGAGGAGAUGAAGGCUGAGGAUGGGGAGAUAAUGGCAGAGGAGGAGGAAAUGGCGGAAGAGCAGGAGGAGAAAAUAAAGGGUGAGGAGGAGGUGGAGGCAGAGGAGGAGGAGGAGACGAUGGAGGCAGAGGAGGAAAAGGAGAUGAAGGCAGAGGAGAAGAUACAGGCAAAAGAGGAGGAAGUGAAGGCGGUGGAUGAGCUGGCAAUCACUUUGGUUGCGGAGGCCAAGAACAUUAACGAAUUGAAAGAGGUGUUGGAGGGGAUUCAAGAGGCCAACGACUGCAAAGAGGAGAAGAAGAUAAAUAUAAAGAAUGAAGAUGGGAAGAAUGAAAGUGAUCAAGAUAACAAAGAUCAGGCUGCUGUAACUGGAAGGAGACAGAAGUGCAAAUCGAGUAGUUCCUAUAGGUUUCAGCACGAGUUGGCAGACGCUCUUGCCUUCAAUGAGUAUGUCUAUCUGAAUGACAUUCAGACAAACCAGAUUAACGAGUUUGUCCAAUAUCUCCAAAAGAAUGGGGCAGAGCUGACGACUGAUGAGGAGGAAAUCAUAAAAGAGAAGGAAGCAAAGGAAGAGGUAGAAUGGGAGGAGCUGGAGGCAGAGGAGCUGGAGGCGGAGGAGGAGGUAAAAGCAGAGGAGGAGCUGGAUGCAGAGGAGGAGGAGAUGAAGGAGGAGGUGAAAACAGAUGAGGAGCUGGAUGCAGAGGAGGAGGAGAUGAAGGCAGAGGAGGAGCUGAAAGUAGAGGAGGAAGAGGUGAAGGCAGAGGAGGAGCUGAAAGCAGAGGAGAAAGAGGUGAAGGCAGAGGAGGAGCUGAAAGUAGAGGAGGAAGAGGAGGAGGAGGAGGAGAUGAAGGCAGAGGAGGAGGAGCUGAAAGCAGAGGAGGAGGAGGAGGUGAAAACAGAUGAGGAGCUGGAUGCAGAGGAGGAGGAGGUGAAGGCAGAGGAGGAGCUGAAAGUAGAGGAGGAAGAGGUGAAGGCAGAGGAGGAGCUGAAAGCAGAGGAGAAAGAGGUGAAGGCAGAGGAGGAGCUGAAAGUAGAGGAGGAAGAGGCAGAGGAGGAGGAGGAGGUGAAGGCAGAAGAGGAGGAGAUACAGGCUGAGGAGGAGCUGGAUGCAGAGGAGGAGGAUAUACCAGCAAAGGAGGAGGAGGUGAAAGCAGAGGGGAAGCUGGAUGCAGAGGAGGAGCUGGAUGCAGAGGAGGAGGAGAUGAAGACAGAGGAGAAGGAGGAGGAGAUACCAGUAACGGAGGAGGUGAAAGCAGAGGAGGAGGAGAUGACGGAGGAGGAGGUGAAGGCAGAAGAGGAGAUACAGACUGAGAAGGAGGAGGUGAAGGCUGAGGAGGAGCUGGAUGCAGAGGAGGAGAUACCAGCAAAGGAGGAGGAGGUGAAAGCAGAGGGGAAGCUGGAUGCAGAGGAGGAGGAGAUAAAGGAGGGGGAGGUGAAGACAGAGGAGGAAGAGCUGGAUGCAGAGGAGGAGGAGGUGAAGGGAGAGGAGGUGAAGACAGAGAAGGAGCAGCUGGAUGCAGAGGAGGAGAUGAAAUCAGAGGAGGAGAAGACAAGGGCUGAGGAGGAGGUGAAUGCAAAGGAGGAGAUGAAGGCGGUGGAUGAGUUGGCAAUCACUUUGGUUGCGGAGGCAAAGAACAUUAGCGAAUUGAAAAAGGUGUUGGAGGGGAUUCAACAGGCCAAAGACUUCAAAGAGAGGAAGAUAAAUGUAAACAAUGAAGAUAGGAAGAAGGAGAGUGAUCAAGAUAACAAAGAUCAGGCUGAUGUAACUGGAAGGAGACGGAAGUGGUGGAAAGUUUUUUGCUGUUUUGGUUGGAGGAGGCGCAGCAGGCUCUCUUAA
Messenger RNA from Strongylocentrotus purpuratus (purple sea urchin), 2016 nucleotides. Its product is annotated as golgin subfamily A member 6-like protein 22. The transcript is spliced from 7 exons. The coding region runs from base 1 to 2016 and encodes 671 amino acids. Lineage: Eukaryota; Metazoa; Echinodermata; Echinoidea; Camarodonta; Strongylocentrotidae. The record is from RefSeq and is a predicted model, not a curated record.